Molecule: messenger RNA, 962 nt
Organism: Calliphora vicina (urban bluebottle blowfly)
Lineage: Eukaryota; Metazoa; Arthropoda; Insecta; Diptera; Calliphoridae
Product: protein D2-like
Exons: 3
Coding region: 325-855 (176 amino acids)
Source: RefSeq, a predicted model, not a curated record
AAUUUAGCGGGUUUUGUUGUUUUUAUCGCAAUAAAAACAUUUUUAUUAAUAAUUACACAAAAUGUGUGAACUUUUUAAAAAUUAACGUAUCAUGGUGUAUUUUUAUCAACCAAAUUUUAUAAUUUUGAUAAAUUGUAACAGACAAAAGCUAUCAAAACAAUGUGUAUUACAUUAAUUUGUUGGAAAAAUUAUUAGAUGUAAAUUUAAAUUGUACUUUGGAUGUAAAUAUGUAAAAUAACACUGGAAAUUGAAAAUUAUUAAAAUUAUUGAUAAAAUGUAUAAUCAUUACUGGUAUAUUGUAAGAAAACAUCGUGCAGAGUCAAAAUGGAUGCCGGAGGAAUUAUUCCAGAUAUUAUUGAUAGCAAGCCUAAAGCUGUUGCUCAUGUGGCCUAUCCUAACGGAAUUAAAGUCAGCAUGGGUGAAGAAUUGCAACCCAAACAAGUUAAAGAUCAACCUGAAGUAACAUGGGACACUGAGGAUGGAUCACUGUACACUCUAAUAAUGGUAGAUCCAGAUGCACCAUCACGGCAGUCUCCUACCUAUAGAGAAGUCUUACAUUGGUUAGUUAUCAAUAUACCGGGAACUAAAGUAUCCGAAGGUCAAGUCGUGGCAGAGUACAUUGGAUCCGGAGCACCAAAAGAUACCGGCUUACAUCGUUACGUGUUUCUGGUUUUCAAACAGGCGCUGAAAAUUUCAACAGAUAAAUUCAUUUUAAAUAAAUCACUUGAGGGUCGUUUUAGCAUAAAGACCCGUGAUUAUAUUACCAAGUACAAUUUGGGAAAUCCUGUUGCUGGUAAUUAUUAUCAAGCCCAAUAUGAUGACUAUGUGCCUAUAUUAGAAGCUCAAUUUAAAUAGAAAUUACUUGAAGUUCAUGAUGGUGUCUUAAAAUAGCUACAAUGUUUCUUUGUAAGUUAUAAAACUAAAUAAAUAUGGCUGAUUUUUUUUAUGAAAGUUUGAGAACU